AUGGAUAUGCUAAAUCCCCAAUUCGAAGAAAUUGGAAAGGAGUUUGUGAAUCACUACUUUCAGCUAUUUAACACAGGAAGGAAUGAACUAGCGGCACUGUAUAAAGACAUUAGUAUGAUGAGUUUUGAAAAUGAUCAAUGUAGAGGAACAAGUCAGAUAAUUGAAAGACUGAAUAAAUUGCCACCUACAGUUGUUCACAAAUGUCUAAGCCUAGAUAUUCAACCGACACCCAAUAAUGGCAUUUUAAUUUUAGUUUGUGGUGAUAUUAUUAUUGAGGAGAAUAAGCCAAUCAAAUUUGUUAGAACUUUCCACCUUUUCCCAUUACCUAGUGGAGGAUAUUUCAUUUUUAAUGAUUUAUUCAGAUUUUGCAUUGGUUAA
Plasmodium gonderi is the source of this 378-nucleotide messenger RNA. RefSeq names its product nuclear transport factor 2. The coding region runs from base 1 to 378 and encodes 125 amino acids. The record is from RefSeq and is a predicted model, not a curated record. The transcript has 3 exons. Gene Ontology annotation, cellular component: nuclear pore central transport channel. Gene Ontology annotation, biological process: nucleocytoplasmic transport. NCBI's taxonomy places the organism in Eukaryota, Apicomplexa, Aconoidasida, Haemosporida, Plasmodiidae.